Messenger RNA from Anarrhichthys ocellatus (wolf-eel), 1720 nucleotides. It is a transcript of the gene cnbpb, whose product is annotated as CCHC-type zinc finger, nucleic acid binding protein b. NCBI's taxonomy places the organism in Eukaryota, Metazoa, Chordata, Actinopteri, Perciformes, Anarhichadidae. The record is from RefSeq and is a predicted model, not a curated record. The transcript is spliced from 5 exons. Gene Ontology annotation, molecular function: nucleic acid binding; zinc ion binding. The coding region runs from base 449 to 1021 and encodes 190 amino acids.
CUGACUUUUCCGGCGGCAGCUGAAUGCAGCAGGACGUGUGUGUGUGUGUGUGUGUGUGUGUGUGUGUGUGUGUGUGUACGUGGUGCCGUAGAAGAGAGAAAACAAAACAGUUUCGGUGGUCUGAGGUGAGUUUCAGCUCCGGCCGAUCAUCAAUCCGCUUUUUCUCUCCCCGCAGCGGGCUCACCACCACCGGGCUGCAGGCGAGCCGCUCUGUCGCGGUUACUCACCCGGAGAGGGAGCGCAUUUAUCCCGCUGUGGAGCAUACGAUAACCUGCUAGCAUGUUUAGCACUGGGCCUGUUUAGAGGAGGGUGCACACAGCGGGGGAACCUGCAAUUUGAGCCGGAGGAGGGACUGUUUUAUGAGUUUAUCCCCGAGCGGAGACCUCCGGCUGGUGGCCGCAUCUAGCCGCCUGAUAGCUGCGUCAGGCCGGGGGUAGUCCGGUCCUCGAUGGUCCCUCAUCAGCUACUCUGUGACAACAGACAACACCUGAAUCAUCAGAGGAUGUUAUCGCACUGCUGCUCCGUUGCAGAGGUGAUGAGCAGUAAUGAGUGUUUCGGUUGUGGCCGCAGUGGUCACUGGGUGAAGAACUGUCCGAGCGGCGGGCGAGGACGAGGGAAAGGUCGCGGAAGAGGCAAAGAUCUGUUCUGUUAUCGAUGUGGGGAACUCGGACACGUCGCUAGAGACUGUGAAAGGACUGAGGACGCCUGUUAUAACUGCGGCAGAGGAGGUCACAUCUCCAGAGACUGCAAGGAGCCCAAGAAGGAGCGAGAGCAGCUGUGCUACAACUGUGGGAAGGCCGGACACAUGGCCAGGGACUGCAACCAUGCCCACGAGCAGAAAUGCUACUCCUGUGGCGGCUUCGGACACAUCCAGAAAUGCUGCGAGAAGGUCAAAUGCUACAGGUGUGGGGAGAUCGGCCAUGUUGCGGUGCACUGCAGCAAGGCAUCGGAGUUGAACUGCUAUAACUGUGGGAAGUCGGGUCACCUGGCCAAGGAGUGCACCAUCGAGGCCACCGUCUAGCCACCCUCACCCUCUUUCAUCUCUUCUUUCUUUCUCUUUAUUCAUUUCCUGUGAUCCUCCUCUUGUCAUUGGCCCAGAGGCCUGUCAGUCAGCCUCACAGCAGCCAGUCAGAGCAGGUGGAGGAAGGGGAAGGGACGGACACUAAAAAAACCAAAAAAAAUGAAUGAGAAAAAACUGAGUUUGUGUUUUUAGUGUGUCAUGAUGUGCAAAGCUUUGUUUUAGAGAGAGUAGAGUGAAAAACUAAAUAACAUGUGUGUGGGGGUGGGGGUUAACUUUAUUUUCUUGUUCUGGACAAAACCCAGUUUGUUGAAAGGAAUGUGAUUGGCCCCGCCUCCAGCAAACAGCCAAUCACCUUGCGAGUCUGGACACUUUAUUAACACAAAGGGAAACAAAUGAGCCAAUCAGGUCACAGCAGACAACAGAAGGAAUGUUAAUAAUUCAUAAAUUAAAGGUGCAUUUUGUUGCUUUUUGGACCAGACGGAUCACCUCACCGAUGAAGACAAAAGAGUAAUAAUUGAAAGAAAAAAAUAACAACACAAUUUUAAGUCUGGAGAGAGAAUGUUUUCACAAGAACAUCCAAAUGUUAUUUUUGUAUAUCACUCAGAGCUACUGUAAAAAUGUAAUUUGGUUGUACUGCAGACUGUAAAUUUAACCUGAGAAUAAAAAACAUGAAAGAGGAGAAAGACGAUGGAGCCGAGA